This is a messenger RNA of Penaeus vannamei (Pacific white shrimp), 1571 nucleotides long. NCBI's taxonomy places the organism in Eukaryota, Metazoa, Arthropoda, Malacostraca, Decapoda, Penaeidae. The record is from RefSeq and is a predicted model, not a curated record.
CUCCUCCCACACGAGGGCCCCCACGCGGCGAGAGGGGGAGGUGGGUGCGGCCCUGGGUACGCCGAGCGGUUCAUGACCUCCGCCCAUGACCACGGCUGCAUGACCACGGUGUACGCCCUCUGGCUGGACGCCCGCGCCCCCAUCGACUUCCAGGUCAUCAAGCAGGCCACCUCCAUCAUGUACAGGAAGCUGCCUCACCUGCGGAUGUCGAUCGGGCGCCACAAGGGCAAGCUGUGGUGGCGCGAGAUCCCGAGGGAGGCCGUGGACGUCGAGGAGCUGCGCAGCGACGACGUGCUGGCCACCCUGGAGUCGCUGCUCCGACGCCGCUACCGCAUGGAGGAGGGCCCCCUCUGGUUCACGAGGUUCGUCCCCCUCCAGGGCGAGGACGAGUGCGUCAGAGACAACAACCACAACCUCAAGUACAAGUACGUCUGCCUCUUCGGCUUCCACCACAACGUGAGCGACGGGACGACCAACAUGAAGUUCUGCAAAGUGUUCCUGCAGGUAGUGAACGACCUGCUGGCGGGGCGCGAAGUGGACAUGCGCCAGGAGGGGGUCUUCGCCACGCCCCUUCACGACCAGAUCGCCGACGACGCGUCCUCGCAGAGCUACUUGUUCACCAUCUUCCUCAAACGCUUCUACAAGGGGAUCCUCAGCUACGGGGCCUACGUCAGGAACUUCACACACAUCUACAGAAUGCCCGCGGAGAACAUAGCGAGCACGCGGGUCCUGCACCACGAGCUGGACGAGUUCACCACCAGGAACCUUCUCCGGCGGUGCAAGAUGGAGGGCGUGACCCUGAACUCGGCCUUCACCGCCGCCGCCAACCUCACGCUGUACCAGAUGAUGGCGUCCAAGAACCACUCGCUGGACGAGACGACCGUCAACUCCCUGCAGGCCAUCAACAUGCGGCGCUACUGGCCCAAGGACGCGCAGCCCAACACCUUCGGCUGCCACAUCUCCAUGCUGGACGUGGGCUUCGACACGAGGCGCGCCGACCUGGACGGCUUCUGGGAGUACUCGCGCGGCGUGCACUCGAGCCUGGUGUACCAGCUGACCACCACGCAGCACCCGCUCAAGAUCCAGCCCAUCAGCGAGCGCCUCAUCCUCAUCAUCUGCAGCAACUCGUGGCUGGACUGGGCGGGCCUCCCCUCCACCAACGACAACCACUACACCGUGACCAACAUGGGCGACCUGACCCACACCUUCCCCGGCAUGGGCGACGAGGUCGAGGUGUCGCGCGUCCUGCGCUCCGUGUCGUGUGUGCCAUGCCACGCUGUGCCAGCACACGCUGCAGACCUUCCGCGGCCGCUUCUGCUACUCCCUCGACUACUACACGCAGAAGCUCUCGCGGGAGACGGCCACCACGUACGCCCAGGGCAUCAUCGACCUCCUGCGGAAGUCCAUCCACACGCCCAACUGACGUGACCCGACGGCGAGGGAGGACGCCCUCACGAGGACGCAGGCGACGGCGGCUCGCCCGAGAAGGUGACGUGAGACGCCCGACAGCACAACGACGACAACGCUCCCUUCGGAGGGCCCCGCGACGGCGCAGCGCCCCGGGGAGAGCA